CAAAAACAUCACAGCUUUUUCGUCACACUGAAAUUCAACAGAAGACAUGACAACUGAUGCUUACGAAAACUGAAAAUGGCAAGCGUCACAUCUGGACUGAGUAAUGAUGCUGAAUACAUGUGUGAUACUAAUGCUCCCACCAUCACUGGACCCCUUUUCAUUUUGAUCUUCAUCCUCAGUAUCAUAGGCAACAGCCUGCUCUUAUGUGUUCUUUUCAUCUACGAGGGCCUGAAAAGUAUCACAAAUAUUUUCAUCCUGAACCUGGCCUGCUCUGAUUUGAUCUUCACCAUCACACUUCCAUUUUGGGCUGUUCAUCACCUACACCACUGGGUCUUUGGGGACUUUAUCUGCAAAUUCAUGACUGCUGCAUUCUUUGUUGGUUUGUACAGCAGUGUCAUUCUGCUGACUGCCAUGACAGUGGCACGUUUCAUUAGGGUGGUGCUGCCAAACUGGAAAAAUAAUCGUGCUCUAAGAAAGAAGUGUGCAGUUGGUGCUUGUAUAGCUGCCUGGAUCAUCAGCAUCUCAGCGUCCCUGACGGAUGCAACAAAAGUAAAGUUUGAAAACUUGGAUGGUGAAAACUAUUGCUAUGAUGAAUCUGAAGACAAGCUUGGACAUUAUCUCCAAGUGUCACUGCUAUUCUUCCUCCCACUGGCCAUCAUUAUUUUUUGCUAUUCUGCAAUCCUCAAGACAGUUUUACAAGGUUUAAAUAGAAAGAAGCACAAGACUAUAGCUGUGCUGUUGUGUAUUGUUGCAGCCUUUUUCAUUUGCUGGGGGCCAUACCAUAUUAUGCUUUUAAUUACUUCCCUUUAUAAACCCAAAGGUUGCAAGGCAGAGGAACGGUUAGAAGUUGCCUACCAUAUUAGUGAAAUGCUUGCCUAUUCUCACUGCUGUAUGAACCCUCUGCUAUAUAUGCUCUCAAAGAAGUUGCGAAAGCAUCUUUUGAAUCUUUUGCGCUGUGAAAAUGUGCGCAGGAAGAAGAGAGAGAGAGACACCAGGCAGAAUGUGGCUUUCACUGCUGACAGUCCACAUAGUCAGUCAUUAAAUUAAACAUUGAUUCAGUUUGUAACUGUAAAUGUAGAGACUGUAUUUCUUUCAUAUAUA
Molecule: messenger RNA, 1101 nt
Organism: Maylandia zebra (zebra mbuna)
Lineage: Eukaryota; Metazoa; Chordata; Actinopteri; Cichliformes; Cichlidae
Product: chemokine XC receptor 1-like
Biological process (GO): immune response; positive regulation of cytosolic calcium ion concentration; cell chemotaxis
Cellular component (GO): membrane; external side of plasma membrane
Molecular function (GO): C-C chemokine receptor activity; C-C chemokine binding
Source: RefSeq, a predicted model, not a curated record